AUGGUCUCUUUCCUCCGAAAUCCCCCAGAUGGAUGCUCCCUCAUCGCUCGCAUCGAAGUGAACACCUUGAAGUUCUUCAUCAGGCCGCUAGAUGGAGAUGAGUCAUCACUCGCCGUGACCCGACGCAUCCGCCAGCUCAACGUCGACGGACUGCCGACCGGCAUCACAGACCUCCCUCGUCGAAGGGUAAAGGUCGAUGCGAAGAACGGAGACUACAUUGCGGGGCUGGAACGGUCUUUCCCGCUCAAGGUCCGAAGCUCUCCUGCUGCCGUCGACGUCGUCGAAAGUGGACCGACAGACAGACUGACAGACAGGCUCGCCCAAGGAGCGAAGAAGCCCUCGUCGACCGAGAUUGCAGCAGUGCAUGUUUGCGGCUGCUUCUCUUCUGGGGUGCUCGUGGAGAUGUGCACCAUCCCCCAGAACCAGGAUAUCUGUCUGCCGAAUGCCCUCUAUGGGCGUGCCGUCUUGUCUUCUGCAGCCACCAUGUCUCCUGAAACAAUGAAGUUCCAGGUGCUGCUGGAGGACAAUGAUACGAGGCACACCUCAGAGCAGGCCACCAACUGGAGAGUCGAGAAUGGGAUCUCUUAUAGACUGGUCGUCGCAAUCCCCGACCUCUUUCCCAUAGAAAAAGUGUGGACCUUCGUGAAGUUCUGGGGUGCUGAUGCUCUACUUGGAACAACCAGUAGCUUAGAAGUAGGGAGGGGUGGGAUCUGA
Molecule: messenger RNA, 714 nt
Organism: Darwinula stevensoni
Lineage: Eukaryota; Metazoa; Arthropoda; Ostracoda; Podocopida; Darwinulidae
Source: the annotation of a GenBank genome assembly